Ostreobium quekettii is the source of this 3039-nucleotide messenger RNA. Lineage: Eukaryota; Viridiplantae; Chlorophyta; Ulvophyceae; Bryopsidales; Ostreobiaceae. The record is from the annotation of a GenBank genome assembly.
AUGGACGGGGGCAUUUUGGCGAUGGGCGGAUUCGAAAGGAGCAGACAGUGGGCAGCAGCACACAUCUAUUGCUGCCUGGCUGUCUUGUUGGCCUCACUCGCCCCCGCGUUGAGCGUGGAAACGGAGCACCAGUUUGGCUUCGUUUCUGUCAAGACCAAUGUGAACACCACAGUUGUGGCCACCUGCGAGCAGCUUGCGGACGCCCUGUCUUCUGAGGUGCAGGACAACCUCAUCGUGGUGAUAGCAUACAUCCGUUGUGACCCUGCUGUGUGGGACAAGGCCGUGGUGGUGGCUGGGAACAAAACGGUAACAGGGCCUGGGCAUGGAGUCAUUGUUGGGGCGGUGGACUGGGGCAACGGCAAUGACAUGGUGGUCGUGGGCAAUGGGUCGUCAGUGACCUUCCAGGACAUCAUCCUGAUGCAGGACUUCCUGGGUGCGAACGCAAUGCUGAACCUACCCUUCCUGAGUGCCGGAAUGGAUGCAAGGGCGACGUUCAAGGGCGUGGCGGUGGGGGUCCGGGUGUGCCCACAGCCCGUGGGCAUCUUUGACGAGCGGUUGAGGGAGCUCGAGAGGCCUGGGCACAUUCCUGGAAAGCAGGAUGCCGCCAGGUUGGGGCUCACAGGGCUUUUCGUCACGGACGUGGCGUUCUCACCGUAUGACGACUCGACAUGGCGGCAGUGCAAUGUGAUAUGGCGCUGCGGCACCAGGUCAGCGCUGGACCCAGAAUUCUUGAGUGACUUCCAGGACGAACUUGUAAGGCCCAUCUGUGGGGCCCCGAUAUCAAUAACCGAUAUGCAGUCACCCGUCGGGUUGAGCCUGAAUAAAACGACGCCCCAGCUGGAUCAAACAGAGAGUAGUGGGUCUGAGACAGACAAGGCAGCCAUCGGGAUCUCGCUGGCGGUUCUGGUCAUUUUUUUCAUUAUUGUCAUUGGUGGAGUUCUUUUUGUUUUUCGGCACCGAGCAAACCAGAGGCGGCGUAAGGCUGACGAGCUGCAGCGAAGGAUUCAGGGGAUUCAGGGAGUCUCUGGUUAUGAGCGUGGCCGCCAGGAUGGACAGCGGGACGUGGGGGCGCCUGCUCAGUUCCGCCCACUGACUCUUGGCUCCAGAACUUCGUCUGGGAACUUCCCCAACGUAUUCAACAUGGACCUCGCAGAUGUAGAAUUGGGGAAGCGCCUUGGGAGAGGGAAGUUUGGUUCCGUGUACAAGUGCAGCUACAAGGGUGUGGCCGUGGCAGUGAAAGUGGUGGAUCACCGUGGUGAGGGCCUGCAGCCAGAGACAGGGGAGCCGCUGGAGGCUGAUCUGUGCAAGCAGAUGCACCACGUCAAUGUUCUGACUACAUACCUGUACAAAACUGUUCGAUUCGACAACCUGUUCGCCAGCACCCACAACACUUGGAACAUGCAGACGACGAACAUGUCAGGGUCGUUCAUGGACUCGCAUGGCAACACCUUCAGCCACCUGGAAAGUGUACAGAACUUGAUGGACAAGAAGGGGUACAGGACGUUCAUUGUCAUGGAGUAUUGCAAUGGCGGGUCGUUAUUAAGAGGCAUCAAUGCAGGGGCGUUCUUCACCCAGGAGACGGGCCCCUUUGUGAUGCGUGCCCUGCUGACGGCCCUGGACGUGGCACGGGGCAUGAGCUUCCUCCACGACAUGUGCAUUGUGCAUGGGGACCUCAGGCCAGAGUCAUGUCUGGUCAGAUCCGAGCCCAGCGACAAGAAGGGCUUCGUGUGCAAAGUGGGAGAUUUUGGACUGAGCAGGUACGUUGCCGAUGCCUCCUCCCUCAAGGCAUCCUCUGUGGGCUCCACCGUGUAUGCAGCCCCGGAGCUCCUGAAGAACGGAACCCUUACAAAGGCUGCUGAUGUGUACUCCAUGGGAAUGAUCCUGUGGCGACUGUUGUCUGACUUCCCGGCUUACAAGAGCAUGACUGAGGAAGAGAUCGUGGAGUUUGUGCUGCGGGGCCAGAGGCCAGAGAUCCCAUCCCAUUUUUCGAAGGGAUACAGGCAACUGGUUGAGGACUGCUGGAAUCCAGAGCGCACCAGGAGGCCGCCCUUUCACGAAAUAGUGGAAAGGUUGCAGGCCCUGAUUGCGGACGCCGCUGCUCGCGCUGGUGACACCUCUGCACGUCAGCACGACUCAGGCUCGCCAAGAGCCCAGACGUCUCAAAAGACAUGGGAGCUGUUAACGGGAACGGGGCAGGGAAGCAUGUACUCUCCGGGACGUCCUUCAGGUGAAGGAUCGACAUCUUACCGAAGGCAGGAGGAGGGGCCUUCGCAGAGUGCAGCUCAUUUUUCUGGGAAUGAUCCUUCCCAAGAAGAUCAAGCACUGGCGGAGGAACCUCCUGGCAAGGACCAAAAGUCUGGUCUGGAAUCCAUGGAAACAGGCUUUACCACGGAGGAUGGGCAGAUUGCGAUCACGAUGACCGACACAAUCCCCUCAGAAAAGCAGUUUGAUUCGGCGGCUGAAGCAGGUGGCAAACAGAAGAGUCGUUUUCAAGCUGCAAGCAGCGAUGGAGGUCGCGACAGUGUAGAUUUUGGGUCGGAAAGAAACUCCGAUUCUGACAGAGGCAGCUCACAUGGUCGCAGCUUCCUUACUCGCUUCCUUGCGAGCCGGAGCAGCCAAGGAACACCCAAGCACCAGGAUCAACCGUCCAGUGCAAAGGGCCGUGGACUGAGCUCCUUGUUCUCAAAGAAAGUUGCCGACUCAACAAGCCCGCCUGCCGCAAAGAGGCACGGCCGCUUCGAGGUGUCUGUUGCCAAACCCAAGACUUUGGAGCCGGGAGACAGACACAAUAAGACCACUGGCAGCAGCAGUAGUUCUGGCGCACUUGCAGAGCCUGCAAGGGAGCCUCGUACAGAAGACAGCCAUCUCAGCGGCACAUCUACAACACAGCUUCCAACGCCGUUCCAAGCAGCUGGGAAUGGAGAAUUGGCGGCACCUGGUCUCCAUCUGGAGUCGGAGCAAGCGUUCCUGGCCUCAACACAGGACCUGGACGAAGUUCCCAGGCCCCGUGCUCCCCAGCGGGCCACCCAGGAGUCCUGA